Molecule: messenger RNA, 5394 nt
Organism: Symbiodinium sp. CCMP2592
Lineage: Eukaryota; Dinophyceae; Suessiales; Symbiodiniaceae
Source: the annotation of a GenBank genome assembly
AUGUCGCUUCUCGCUCGGCCGCUGCGAUUGGGUCCCGCGCAGCAGUGCGUGGCUCCAGGCUUUGUGGUCGCAGUGGCUGACACCGUCCUAUGGGCUUCCUCAACGUCCUGGAAGACCCGCUCAACAGUUCGGCGCGGUGAUGUGUUCUUGGCCAGCAGCUUCGUGAAACAGGUUGGUGCGUGGAGCAUGUUGCCUGUGUGCGGAGGCGGUGCUGUUGAAACACUGUUUUUUCGCGCGGCCACGGCGGUGGAUGUACGGCUUGGGCCUCAUGUUGUUGUGUUGGAUCUUGAUCAGCCCUUCUGGCGGCCACGAACCCGGCGUGCUCGCCGACAAGCAUCGAUAGCAUCUUCCAUGCCACGUCGCUUGCCUCUUGUGCCCUCACCGACCGCAAGCUUCUCGCUCCCGCCGUCCUUCUGCUCCAGCAACUCCAGUGGCAAACUCUGCACACGCACUGACUCGCGUGUCAUGUCGCCCCCUGGCAGCCCUAUGCGCACUGCCUCGGUUGUCACUAACCCAGAUUCGGUUCUGAUGUACGUGCCGAUGCUCGCUGCUUUGACGGAAAGCUUUAACCUGUCCCGCAAGGACCGCAACCGCCUUAUGCAUGCUUUGGUUGGUAACACGCCCAGGUCUGCUGCGUCCUCUGACAGGUGUGUUGGAUUCUCCAAUCCUUUGGCCACCACUUGUUACGUGGGGUCUUCGUUGCAGUCGCUGCUUGCUGUUCCCUCGAUCACAGAGUCCGUCGCGUCGCUGACGUCUCUGUGCACUGACGCCGCCUGUCCUGUCUGCUUGCUGUGCAAGGCGUGCUUGAGUGUACGUUCUUCGGCGCAAUCUUCUGUGUCCUUAGCAACUUGGGAGCCCUGGGUUGCCGCUAUAGGCCGCAAUUUUGCAGAGUAUCAAGACGCAGCCGAGAUACUGCGUGCUUUGCUUCUUGGCAUGUCUGUCGCUGCAGCACAUCUUGACCUUGACUUUGCCCGGAUUUUCCACAUGGAGAUCCUCGAAGAAAUUGCCUACACAUGCCCUGAUGGCUGUCCUCCGCCUGCAGCACGCCAAAGCCUGCUGCAGGAGUGCAUGCUGCCUGUCUCCGUGCCUGCUUGCGCAGAAGUUUCUUUGGACAUGCUACUGGCGCAGUUCUUUGAGCAAGCAGAGAUCGUGCACCCAGAAGGCGACUCGCCACCAAAGUGCACAUGCCACCAAUUACUGACUCGAAGUCUGCGUCGUCGCCUUGCCACGUUGUCGGACUACGUUCUCCUGGACAUCAAGCGCCAGGAAGGUGGACGACCCGCAGUGUUUCGUCGCUUCGAGCACAUUGUUUUGUCGGGCACGGCGUUGACUUUGGUUGGGGCUGUGACGCGGCACGGGCAGCACUUCAUGGCGCAUGUUCGGCGUGGUGCUUCGGUUGUCACCUUUAACGACGCAUGUGCGUCCGUGUCCAGCGACUGGCCAGAUGCAACUUAUGCGCUCAGCACAGUCCUUUUGUUUGCUAAGGUGUCGCUGCCACCUGCUCCGCCUCCUGCCUUCCCCUCUGCUCACCACUCCAUUGACGCAGACGCUGCGACUCUUUUGUCGCUAUAUGCUGAGCGGAAGCAUGUGGAUUGCGUCACCUUUCUCAAGUCUCUGCCUUUGUUCCUACCUGGCGCGCAACUUCUGCAUUUGCCACAGCAGCUUCGCACAGCCAUCGAAAUCUUGCAGUCUGAAGCCAUCAACGCUGCAUCAGCCCUCGAAUGUCGUUUUGGAUUUUCCGACAGUAUGUUGUACCCGUUGGCUGUGUUGCUGGAAGCCACUGCGAUUGCAUCGGGCAUGCCUGCCAUCUUUUACAUUGACACAGUUCAUGGGCUGGUCAACUCGCUGUUCCAUCGUCGACUGUGUGUGAACUUGGGCAAGUUUCCUGAAUCUCGCAGCCGCUAUUGGUUUUCUGGCACGGGGAAUGUUGGUGAUGGAAAAUCACCUGCCGUCAAGCCUCUCGUUGCUCUGCUGGAUUCCGUUCUUGAAGAGCGCUCGCAUUUAUGCGUGGGUACGGCAGCAGAUCGGUUCCAUUAUCAGCAAAGUGGCACCACUGCCGCUGCAGUCGACAAGCUUCGUCAUUGCGAAGGAUACCUCACUGUCCAUGCGGAUGAGGCAGGCAGAUGCCUGUGCCCCAAAUUCGCCGCAGGUGGCGAGACAGAUGCGAGCAAGUUUGUGGACUUAACGCAUUUUUUUGAUGCUGCUCAUGGUGGUGAGUUCUCGCACACAAACAAGCUAGAGCGGCAAAGAUACCUUGGUAAGAAGCGAUGCAGUGAUCCCAAAGGACCCGUUCCUGCCGACAUGGAACUGCAUAUCAAACAUACGAAUGUCCACUUUCUGUUCCUCCAGCAAGAACAUCAUUUCAGCAACUUCUUCGCUCAAGCAGCAGCCACGCGUCCCACUGGCUUGGCCCAGCGAUUCUUGUUUUCGUUUGGUGCAUAUGAGAAUCCCGGGCUUCAGGAUCACCACGGCUUCUUUGAGCAGAUUGCUGCUCCGUUGCUUUCGCGUUUGUUUGAGCUCACGUCGACGCGCUACGGACCCCGUGUCCCUGCUGCCGAAGAUCUUGCGUUUCAAGAGUCGAUUGUCGCAUCCUUGAGCGAAACGGUUGCUGUGUUUGCUCGCCGCAGUGGCCGCUCAGCUUUUCCAAGUGCAUUGCCUAAGAGCCUGUAUUGGCUCGGUACCUCAGCGUUAACCAAUCAUGUUCUGGAAGAGUUGUGGCCGCAUGUUCUUGCAGACACCGUGCCCUUGCAGUACGAUCUAAACAUCUCAGAUGCUGCCUUCACUGCCAGCGUGCAGUUCAUGCACAGACGCUACCUCCGAGGACAAUCCAUCUUAGCCGUGACUGUGGACGAGACAUCCUGGUUGCGUUCUGAUGCCGUGCAUCUCACCGACCAGCAUGCGCUUUUUCUCCGCAUUCUACGCGGUUGCUCAACACGUUCUGUGACAGUUGAGUCUUGUUGUCGUUGUGAUUUGUGGUUGAAGUGUGAGAUUCGGCAGCGGUCCUCUGCUGCUGUGGACAUGUUGCAGCAGUUUUGGCAGCUUUCUUUCGAUUUGAACCUUGGCGUGCUGCACGGAGACCUUCGCAGCGACCCAUUGGGUUGCUCCCUACGCAAGCAUCACUUGUCGUGUCUUCACGAUACCGCCCGCGCGUGGCUGGUACGGCAUCGAAUUCCUCUUGAGAAUUGGAACCUGUACGCCCUGUACGCAGUUGAGCCAAAUGAAGUGCAGCAGCAACCCACGACUGCAGCCAAUCGAAAGAAACGGGACUUUAUGGAAGCCAAUGUGUCGGAUCCUUCCCUUAAAAUCGUUGCAGCUGCAAAAUCGCCUGCGGUGCCGACGUUGUCAACUCCAGCUUCGUCAGCUCCGGCUGCAAAGUCCGGUCAAGACAAGCAUCAUGAGGCGAAAAGCCAUUCUCUUCUGCCUCCGGAUACAAUUUCCGAUCCUGUUCGUUCUCAAGGUGAUGUUGCGCGACAUCUGGCCAUGCACGCUGCCUGCAAGCAUUUUCGGCAUAAGAUUCACUACUCACAUUAUGAUGCGACAAAGUUCACGUUUCAUGUUCACUGUCUCGAAGGCAGUGCCGUGUGUCCCUAUCAGGUUAAUGCAACAUACUUCCGACAGCCUGCAGGAUACAAGGCAGGCACUCUGUUGUUGACAGCUGUGGGAGAGCAUAACGCGCACGAAGGACCUGGGCGAAGUGGCAAGGUCUUUACAAAUGCUCAAGAAGCUGCUGCUCUGGCCUUUUUUGCCGACGGAGGACGCUCUCCGAAACAUCUGCACCAAAAAUUGAGCACAGACUGCCCUGGAGCACAUCUGCCCGACAUGCGGCAGUUGACGCAGUGGUUGCAACGCGCUAAAAGUAAUUCUGCUGCCGAGGCUGCGAAACCAGAACCAAUCGACCGCAACCGCGUCGUAUCUCUUGCCAUGGAACUGUCGCAAUGGAAUCGCGACUUCGCUUCCACUGCUUCCAUUGCAGACUUGUGCACAUUCGAGGACCAGGUCUGCCUGGUUGUAGAUGUCAAGAUGAAAGCCCUGGAACACGGCAGAGGUGUUGCAACUGCCUCCUUGCUCACCAAAGCAGGUUUGCGAAAUACUCGCUUGGGAGAAGGUCGCAAACAGGGUAAGGCAUGUGCGUCGCGACCUUUUCCACUUGUGCAAGCAGUUGUGAGUUCCGAAUCGCACGAUUUGACACUGCUCUUCUUCCGACUUUUGUGCGAUGUCUGGGACAAACAUGCAACGCAUUGUGUGCCAUUGCGCGACCAUGUCGUUCAAGUCCACAAGGACUUUGCACCAGGCUUGGAGUCGGCGCGAAAAGCAUGCUUCCCUCGGAGCCGGCCUUGUGAUGAUUUCUACCACUUCACACAGAAACACAAAGAGCUGGAGUCUCGCUUGUUGCAGACCGAGCUGGUAGCCGGCAAGUUCCAGAAAAAACAUCUUGGUUGGCUGCAAGCCUUGCUGGCGUCUCUGCGCCUCUUGCCUCGCGCGUCCAUCUUCGAUGCUUGCUGGCGUGGCCUUCUAGUACGUCUGCAUGACAUGGACGAAGCCGUUGUGGCAGCUUACCUUGAGUACUUGCACGAUCACCGUUUUGCUGGUUGGUGGGUUGGAUGCUGUGGCAUUGUUCCUGGCACAGCAUGCGGCAGCAACCCAGCAGAGGCGAUCCACAGUGCAUGGCAGUCCAAGCUGGAGUCGGUGGGCGGCCGUGUGCCCUUGGCUGAAGUUCUUGGAGUAAUGCAAAAUUUGUACGCUAAGCACUGGCUUGCAAACUUUCAGUGGGAAUCCGAAGCUUGCUUGAGCAUGGAGGCCAUCGAUAUUGACCCUACGCAUCUGCAGGGCGUACAGACUCUCAGCGCUGUGCACCGAUCGCCUGCCACGGAGCUGUUUCGCAGCCAUAGUGAGCUCAGUCCGUCGUAUCACAUAUAUGACAUUGAUGCGGACUUGUCCAUUGUUGCAGUUCGCAUGUCUUGUUACGCCCCAAUCCUCUGCGAGGACACUGCCAAGAAUGGCGUGCAGCUUCUUGUCUGUGCACCCACCCAAGUGCCGCGCUUCUUGGAGGAUGCUCAUGUGCUUCGCCGAACGGAGUCAGGUUUGGCAUUUCAGUACGGUCCAUGCAAGAAGCUCUUCGACAACAUUGCGUAUGUUACAGUUCAGCGAACAAAGCUGACUUGCACAUGCUUGGCUCACGCUCUCUGGCGUGGCUGCGAGCACAUUUUGCUUUGUCGUUCCUUGACAUUUCCCCACCGCGAAGCCGAUAUCAGCUUGGAGAAUGUGCGUCUUAGCAAGCCUCGUGGUCGCCCUCCAGGCUCCCGUGUCAAAGGUGCAGGCAAAGGCAAGUUCCAGCCAAAAGCUUCUCCAAAGAAGGUUCGCAAGCCUGGCAAAGUUAUCCGCGAGCUGAGCUGA